Molecule: messenger RNA, 450 nt
Organism: Micromonas pusilla CCMP1545
Lineage: Eukaryota; Viridiplantae; Chlorophyta; Mamiellophyceae; Mamiellales; Mamiellaceae
Exons: 1
Biological process (GO): protein phosphorylation; intracellular signal transduction
Cellular component (GO): cytoplasm
Molecular function (GO): protein serine/threonine kinase activity; ATP binding
Source: RefSeq, a predicted model, not a curated record
UUGAUCCUCGUCUGGGAACUCGUCGACGGCGUCGACGUCCUCGACCACCUCAACGCGCGCGGCGGCAGCCUGAGCGAGCGCGAAGCUCGAGGCUUGUUCCGCCAGCUGUGCCGCGGCGUCUCGCACAUUCACGACCACGGCUUCUGCCACCGCGACAUCAAGCCCGAGAACUGCAUGAUCGAGCGCAGCACGCACGCGCUGAAGAUCAUCGACUUCGGGCUGUCCAAGCACCUCGACAGCGCGAAGACGGUAGGGAUCGGCACGCCCGACUACAUGGCGCCCGAGAUGCUCGCCGGCGCCGGCCGCGGCGCCGGCGGCGACCCGUCCUACGACCCCCAGGCCGUGGACGUGUGGGCGAUGGGCGUGAUGCUCUACCUCAUGCUCACCGGAAGCUACCCCUUCGAGGACCCGAGUCGCCCGGGCGACCUCACCGCGACGCUGCGGCGCGUG